Aquila chrysaetos chrysaetos is the source of this 2402-nucleotide messenger RNA. RefSeq names its product UDP-glucuronosyltransferase 1A1-like. NCBI's taxonomy places the organism in Eukaryota, Metazoa, Chordata, Aves, Accipitriformes, Accipitridae. Gene Ontology annotation, molecular function: UDP-glycosyltransferase activity. The record is from RefSeq and is a predicted model, not a curated record. The transcript has 5 exons. The coding region runs from base 63 to 1661 and encodes 532 amino acids.
CUGUUGCUUCAGUGCCACCAGUGGUUUUCUUUCUGGGCAGCACUCACCAGAUUUGUGCAGAAAUGGCCCUGGUGCUUAGUGCUCAUCCGCAAGUCACGGCAACGCUGGUUCUGCUCCUGUCUGUGCUCAGUUUGGCUGCUGGUGGGAAGCUGCUGGUGGUGCCGGUGGACGGGAGUCAUUGGCUCAGCAUGCGGGAAGUGCUGGAUGGUCUCAGGCAGAAGGGACAUGAAAUAGUCGUUGUUGCACCUGAAAUCAGUUUGUACAUAAAGCCAACAAAGAAUUUUGUUAUGAAAAUGUACUCAGUCCCUUUCACAAAGGAAGAGAUGGAUGAAAAUUUCCAGGUAUUUUUACAGGAUGUAUUUGAAGAAGGAUCUUUUCUGGAAAGAUUUCUUAAAAUCUACCAAAGUAUGAAAAGAGCCUCUGAUUUGGCGAUCACCAGCUGUGCACACUUACUGUACAACAAAGAGCUUGUCAGAUAUCUUGAGGAGAGCAAGUUUGACGCUGUCCUUACAGACCCUGUACUACCCUGCGGGCAGAUACUGGCUGAGCAUCUUUCAGUCCCUUCCGUGGUUUUUUUACGAGGAAUACCGUGUGGCUUAGAUUUUGAAGCCACUCAGUGUCCCAAUCCCCCUUCUUAUGUCCCCAGGGUAUUUACAGAGCUUACAGACCGCAUGAACUUUCUCCAGCGGGUGAAGAAUCUAAUGUUUGAACUCCCAAAUUAUUUUCUCUGUGAUUUUGUCUUUCAACCAUACGCAAAACUGGCUUCUGAGUUCCUUCAGCGGGACGUGACUGUGCCGGAUCUCUUACGGCAGGCUUCCAUUUGGCUCAUGAGGUUAGAUUUUGUGUUAGAUUAUCCAAGGCCUUUGAUGCCCAACAUCAUUGUAAUUGGAGGAGUAAACUGUGCUCACAAGGAGCUACCUCAGGAAUUUGAAGCUAUUGUGAAUGCCUCUGGAGAACAUGGCAUUGUUGUUUUCUCGCUGGGCUCCAUGGUCUCUGAGAUUCCUAUGAAGAAAGCCACAGAAAUUGCAGAUGCCUUGGCAUCAGUCCCUCAAACGGUUUUGUGGCGAUACACGGGAGAGGUGCCUCCCAAUCUGCCGAAGAACGUAAAGCUUGUCAAAUGGCUGCCACAGAAUGAUCUUCUAGCUCACCCUAAGACUCGUGCCUUUAUUACCCAUGGAGGCUCACACGGUGUUUACGAGGGCAUAUGCAAUGCGGUGCCGAUGGUACUGAUGCCUUUAUUUGGAGACCAGAUGGACAAUGCCAAGCGAGUAGAGUCACGAGGAGCAGGACUGACACUGAAUAUACUUGAAAUGACUUCAAAGGACAUAUCCACUGCCCUGAAAGCAGUUAUUAAUGAUAAAAAGUACAAAGAGAACAUCAAGCGUCUCUCAGACCUUCACCUCGACAGACCCAUCCACCCCCUGGACCUGGCUGUGCACUGGGUGGAGUUUGUAAUGAGACACAAAGGGGCCCCACACCUGCGACCUGCUGCUCACGACCUGAACUGGAUCCAGUACCACUCCCUGGAUGUCAUCGCCUUCCUUCUCGCCGUGGUGCUCCUCUCCCUCUUCAUUUCUUUUAAGUGCUGUCUGUUCUGCUGCCGCAGGUGCUGCUGUAAGAAGGGAAGAACAAGAAAGCCAACCAAAUCAAAGUCCCACUAGCAGAUGAAACCAGUGGUAGGAGAUAAGGCCUCUGCUCCAGACCAGAAGGAUUAGAGAACAUCUCAAAUUUCACUAAAAUAAUUGCUGAUUUUCAGUCAAGAAAUAAUAGUGUUCCUUUAAACUAGCACUAUGGGUAGGAUUGUUUCACUGAUGUAAUUUUUGCCUUUAACUAAGAAUCGGUUGUUGAAAAUAAUUUGUAUAGGAUUGUGUCAGUCACUUGGGAAGAUAUUAGUGUGAAGUCCAAAGCUCCUGGAUUCCACGUCUUGGUGUACAGAGGACUCACAUUGACCUUUUUUUUUACCUCUAUAUGCAGUGGAGAUAUAUAGGGAUUUCAUAAGACUUUGCUUCAGGGGCUUUAGCAGAACCAUUUGUUCUAGUGUAAGACUGAGGUUUAUCAGGCACUUUGAAAUCUUUGUAUAGCUGUUGUUAUAGAAGAGGCAAAUGUUAUACACUGACAAUACAUGUCACAUAAGCCAAGCUAGACGCACAUCUUAAAUGGGUUUUGUGUGUGUUUACAAUACCCCGAACAAAAUUAAGGUUUCAGCAGGGAAGUGGUUGUAAAGCCACUGAUGUUUCACCCAAGUUCCCCAUCAGGCAGAGUGCUGUAUCUGGAGCUUACCUGUUAGGUGAUGAGACCUUUGUAAGCAAUGUUUAUAAAACCCAACUGAUUUACUCUUUUUAAGCUAUGUUCAGGUAAAGACCCAAACCCCAUCCCUAUAAAUAAAUCCCCAAUACUAACAA